Gregarina niphandrodes is the source of this 144-nucleotide messenger RNA. RefSeq lists its product as hypothetical. The transcript is spliced from 2 exons. The record is from RefSeq and is a predicted model, not a curated record. The coding region runs from base 1 to 144 and encodes 47 amino acids. Lineage: Eukaryota; Apicomplexa; Conoidasida; Eugregarinorida; Gregarinidae.
AUGACGCUGGGGACUGAUUGGUAUAGAAUAGGGACACGCACACGGAACGGGUAUUGUCUAAACAGGAAUAAACUUGUCAUGCCUUCGAAUGGGACAAUUAGCAAAAUCAUCAAGAAUUUAGAAUCAGGAAUCCACAACGUUUGA